Molecule: messenger RNA, 1373 nt
Organism: Sitodiplosis mosellana (orange wheat blossom midge)
Lineage: Eukaryota; Metazoa; Arthropoda; Insecta; Diptera; Cecidomyiidae
Exons: 2
Coding region: 182-1282 (366 amino acids)
Source: RefSeq, a predicted model, not a curated record
GCUUGUGUUAGAAUCUUUUCUCGGCGGUCACUUGUUGUUUGGAAUUGACUAUAGUAGCAUUACGCGCCAAAUUGCUGAUUUCGUAUUACGUUGUUAAAUAGAACAGUGACAGAUACAAGCAAUAUAAGGCCUGUAAAGGCAUUGAUUUAUCUGCUGAUAAUCGAAUGCUGUAUGCUGAACGAUGAGUUUAAAAGUGCUACAGCACCUGCAAAGUCGACCAAUCGCGUCAAUUCUCAAUGUGUCCAGAGAAAAAGAGAGCAUCCGUACAUUGAAGUUGAUCUGUAUCCUCGACUAUGAACUCGAAACAGCCAAUCUGUACCAGGAAAUGGCAGCAAUCCCGCAGCUUGGUGAACGAUUGUUGAAAUUCCAUUCGUUGGGUUCAUUUAAGUACUUCAGCUACAAGUUGGAGAAAUAUUUGUUGGGCAAAAAAUUGUUACGAUGCAAAGUGUGUCAAUUGGUUGGCACAUACGUGACGGUGCUGGAACACAUGGUCAUCAGUCACAAUUUGCAUGCCAACGCCAAAUUGUGCAUGUUUUGCGAGAAGACAAAGUUCAAGACACACAUGUUGCAGAACACGCUCAAUCAAUGCUACGGAAAAUACGUGGAAAAUGAACAGCUGAACGACAUCAAGUACCCGAAAGUAAUCAAAACAUUCUACAAUUUGUUGAGAAAAUUGGCGAAAGAGCUUGACGUGAAAAUCGCCCGGUCGGAAUCGUUUAAAAAUUCAACCAAGAACACCAAUGUCAUGGCCAACGAAAUGGUAGUCUUUACAUGGAAACACGAAAAUCAGAAGGAAAUCAAUCUGUCAGCAAUGGAAACAUUGUACCAGAAGGCAAUGGUACAUUUUUAUCGAGAAGAGUUACACGAAUACCUUGUGUUUGACACAAAUUUGAUCGUACAGACCAAAUUGGAACAAGGCGAUGAGGAUUUAGCGAGCCAAGACCAGAGUUCUGUUUGCUCGAAUCUAACAAUCGAAAUAGAUCCGGUUAAAGUCGAUAUGUCACAAUCCCCGUCUUGUUUCGAAUCGCCGCAUUCGACGAUGCAAUCUGAUAUGCAACAGCCAUCCCCACAGCUUGGAGCUUCGUUGCCAUCGACUGAAACGAAGAAACAGUCCAAAUCGUCAUCAGGCCAAACGUUCUCCGAUUUCAUCGCUUCAGCAUUGGGCCAUAUCAACGAUGAACCACUCAGAGAGCAAGCUAAAUGCGAAAUUCAAAAGGUUGUUACCGAGCUAUUGGCACAAGAUAUGAUCAAAGAAAUUAUCGAAAAUAAAGAAAACCACUGAAUUUUUUUAACGACAUUUUUAUUCAAUAAAUUUUAUUGUGUUUUUUCAUAAAGAAAAAUGUUUGUUCAUUCGUUUUUUUUUUUUGGAAAUC